This is a messenger RNA of Hypomesus transpacificus, 1533 nucleotides long. RefSeq names its product 5-hydroxytryptamine (serotonin) receptor 2A, genome duplicate a (gene htr2aa). Gene Ontology annotation, cellular component: dendrite; plasma membrane. Bases 1 to 1533 code for a protein of 510 amino acids. Gene Ontology annotation, molecular function: G protein-coupled serotonin receptor activity; neurotransmitter receptor activity. Lineage: Eukaryota; Metazoa; Chordata; Actinopteri; Osmeriformes; Osmeridae. Gene Ontology annotation, biological process: G protein-coupled receptor signaling pathway, coupled to cyclic nucleotide second messenger; chemical synaptic transmission. The record is from RefSeq and is a predicted model, not a curated record. The transcript has 3 exons.
AUGAACCUGCGAGGAGGAAACAUCUCAGAGCUGAUCUCGUCCGCUGUCCGAGCCACCACGUCCGUGCUCUUCGACCCUGACCCCUGGCCUCCCGGCGCCCAGGGAACUCUGGGAAACGUAGUCAGGAACGCGUCGGUGCUGGGCUGCGGCGAGAUGGAGAUGACGCUUGGGAACUGGUCCCAGGGCGGGGGGGCCGGGGGGGUCUGGGGGGCAGGGGAGGAGGCCAGGGUGGUGGGGUGUGCCACGGCGACCCCAGCGGGGGUGCAGAAGAACUGGGCGGCGCUGUUGAUCUUGGCGGUGAUCGCCGUGACGGUGACCGGGAACAUCCUGGUCAUCAUGGCCGUGUCGCUGGAGAAGAAGCUCCAGAACGCCACCAACUACUUCCUGAUGUCACUGGCCGUCGCAGACAUGCUGCUGGGGGUCCUCGUCAUGCCUGUCUCCAUGGUGACCAUCCUCUACAACUACACAUGGCCCUUCCCGUUCCCCAUCUGUCCAUUCUGGAUCUACCUGGAUGUGUUGUUCUCCACCGCCUCCAUCAUGCACCUGUGUGCCAUCUCACUGGACCGCUACAUCGCCAUCCGGAACCCCAUCCACCACAGCCGCUUCAACUCACACACCAAGGCCCGCCUCAAGAUCAUGGCCGUAUGGACCAUCUCCGUGGGUAUAUCCAUGCCCAUCCCAGUGCUGGGUCUAAGGGACCGUUCCAAAGUCUUCAGCGACGGCAGCUGUGUGAUGACGGACGGCAGCUUCGUCCUGGCGGGUUCCUUCGUGGCGUUCUUUAUCCCCCUCACCAUCAUGGUGGUUACCUACUUCCUGACCAUCAACGCCCUGCAGAACGAGGCCACGCUCUGCCUGGACCAGCUGGUGCCCCGGCCCAAGUGGAGCACCACGCUCUCGCUGGGCUUCCUGCCCCAGUCCUCGCUCUCCUCAGAGAAACUGUUCAGACGCUCCAUCAGCAGGGAGGCGGGGGGAGCUCCAGGGGGGGCUGCAGGGGGGGCGGUAGGAGGGGGCAUGGGCCCCGGGGUGGCGCCGUAUGGCCGGCGCACCAUGCAGUCCAUCAGCAACGAGCAGAAAGCUUCCAAGGUUCUGGGGGUGGUGUUCUUUCUCUUCGUGGUCAUGUGGUGUCCGUUCUUCAUCACCAACGUGCUGGCGGUGGUGUGUGACCCUCUGAAGUGUGACCCUGUGGUCAUGAGCGGGCUGCUCAACGUGUUCGUGUGGGUGGGGUACCUGUCGUCGGCGGUGAACCCCUUGGUGUAUACGCUGUUCAACAAGACAUACCGCGCCGCGUUCUCGCGAUACGUUCGCUGCAAGUAUCAGCCUGAGAAGAAGCCCUUGCAGCUCAUACUGGUCAACACCAUCCCCCCGCUAGCCUAUAACUCCACCCAGAUGCCCCUGGGGGACAUGCGCUCCUUGAGGAAUGGAGCGCACCUCGAAGGCGGGCAAGAGGACUUCUCUUUGCCGUCACUAGGAAAGGCCAAGUCGAAUCCGCACAAAAAUCAAGGAGACAAAGAGGAAAAUAUCAGUUGUGUGUAA